GUUAGUUUGAGGUUGAUCAACCAUCAGACAAAGAUAUCCUGAGGCACGCAGGUUGAACGUUGAACCUCUAUCUACACUGCCUGUGGGAGGCUGGAUCAACCUGAAUCAGUAACCACACAGUGCUCACAUCGUUACUACAAAUAGCAUGGUAGGGCCCCUGCAGUGAAGACAAUCAUUUCUUCGUGUAUGGAGCUGGUCGAUACGUUCGUGGUGAUGCACACCGGUGAUGUCGAAGUGACGAGGAGCGCUAUGACGCACAACGACGUCUAUAACUUAGAGUCUACUGAGUCGAACUAAGCAGCCAAAAAGUAACCUAUAUAUGGCUGAUGCAUUCGUCAAAUCUUACUGCUAAUUUUCGACACACUUUGACUUCAUUCUCUUCUGCAUGAAGGAGAUAAUCUAUAUACAGGCGGGAAACCUCUCGAACCAUAUCGGGUCUCAUUUUUGGAAUACUCAAGAAAGUUACUUUACCUACGGCGAAGAAGACUCUGUCGUGGAUCAUGACAUAUCGUUCAGAGAAGGGCGGAAUCUGAAAGGAGAACCCACGUUUUGUCCUAGGCUACUGCUCUUCGACCGUAAAGCGAAUUUUGGAGCUCUCACGUCGGGUCUGUACGGUGAAGGAGAGGACACUGGUGAAGGAGAGGACACUGAUGAAGCUCCCGGGAAAUGGAAUGGUGAUGUCGUUGAAUAUCGCCAAGAACGUAUACCAAAAAGCUCUUAUCAGGAACGUCUUGAUGAAGAAGCAGAAUUAAUGGACUCAGAACCUACUGCUGAUGCCGGUAGAAAUAGGGCCAAGAAUAACCAUAACAUUCGGUACUGGUCCGAUUACGACCGGGUAUUCUACCAUCCACGCUCCCUGCAUCGACUCCCGGACGUCCCAGACUACGAGAAUACAGAGGGAGACUGGAUGGGUGGACAAGAAACAUUCACCAGAUACAAUGAAGAACAUGAUGUCAUGGAAGAAUCGUUUAGGCUGUUUGUCGAGGAGUGCGACUAUCUACAGGGAAUUCAAGUCACAAACGAAAGCAGCUCUUUCGGCGGCUUUACCCAUGCGUUUCUACUUGCUUUCCGUGAAGAAUUUCCAAAAUUACCCAGUAUCACAUUCUCCCUGCUUUCGUCUGCAACGCCUUCUUCAAUCGAGGCAGAUGAUGAUUUUGGAUUACGGAGAGUUCUCGGCGACGCACUGGGGCUCCAAGGAUUGAAAGAACUUUCGACAAUGACGAUUCCGAUCCAGUCCCCUUCUUCUUGGUCUCCAGGUCCUUGGCUGGAGGACCUGGCACUUGAUCGUCACAGCUAUUACCAUACAUCAGCCCUUUUCUCUUCACAUAUCGAGACAGCAACCCUUCCUCUCAGAUUGAAAGAAGGGCAGGAGGACACUAGCAAACUAUGCUCUAUCUUGAGCUGGGAAACUGACGCGCGAUUUGCUCACCUGGGCGGCAUCUUCCCGCUCUCCGAUUCUUUUGACUUCCGGCGGGAUGUAGGAAAGAAUUUGUAUGACUUCUCAGCAUUGCCUCAGGCAACCGUGACCGAUAGCGAUCGGGAUGUCUUUUCUCGAAUUGAUGUCUCACGAGGGUUCUCACCAUCUCAUACUUCGUCUUAUCAGUCAUGGCUUGAGACGCAAAGGCUGCAAAUUCGCAGGUCCGUACUUGACAUUUUCAGAAUGAUGAUAUAUUCAACAGCAGUCUGCAGCUUUCAAGCACCCGCGAUACCACUCCCUUCGUCAUUCCCCUCCUUCUUUACAUCUUUGCCCACUCGACCACCAUCAUGCACGGCAUUGUCGUCACUUUCGACUACAAAACGAACUUCGAUCCUAUUCUCCCGGUAUGCAUCGCAAGUGGAUGAAUGCAUCAAGCGACGCCGAGAUAUGAUUCAGCGUAUGGGACUGGAAAUAGAUGAUGUCAAGUCGCUGAGGGACGAGCUAUGGGUUCUAGAAGAUGAGUUCAAAGGUGGUGAAAGUGUGCUUAAUGUCGAGAUGGAUGAGGACGAGAAUUAACACAUUCUCGGGAGUCCAUGCAAGGCGGUAUCGUGCAUUGAUCAUUGACCUUCGAGCCCUGAUGCACGCUUCUUUCAAGGUAACACAAUGCCAUAGGAAUUAUGUCUGCAAUAACGGUAUCAUUUUGUCACAAUAUAACAGCAGGAUCCGUAUAUUUCAUACUCCGUGAAGCAAGUAGAAGAAUCCGAUCGUGAGCCAAAAGACAGUGCAAGAGUGGCCUAGAAGAAGAAUAAUCGAGGCGGAGCAUUCAUCUUGAUCUCUACCUGAGACCCAGCCACAACCGUCAGGUUCUCAUCAUGCUCCGCAAGCUUCUCAUUCCACCAUCGUAUGUUCUCCUUAGCCUCGAUAUCAUUAGCGGCGAGAGGAGGAAAGUCCAUGAAACGUUUCCCGUCGCUCGAAGGGAUGGACCAUGACUGAACCAUGUUCGCUGGGCGCGCGGGUCGCACAAAGUUGAGG
Messenger RNA from Somion occarium, 2449 nucleotides. Lineage: Eukaryota; Fungi; Basidiomycota; Agaricomycetes; Polyporales; Cerrenaceae. The record is from the annotation of a GenBank genome assembly.